AGAGUUAAUGGAAGUUAAUCAAGAUUUACACCCAAAUGGAGUGUUCUGAUCUGCACCUGGCAGCAUUAACACCAUUUUGUUUUCUGUCUGUGGGCCCUUUUGUUCUGAUUUGACAUCUCCAGUCCUCCCUUCCACCACUCCAUCUCAAUCAACCAUCCCUACCGCUAGCAUGCUUCUAACAACAACCACCAGCACAACCAGCUCCUCCUCCUCUGUCCUCCUUCCCACCACCACAUCUCCAUCCACCAUCCCUACCACUAGCAUGCUUCUAACCCCAACCACCAGCACCACCACUACCAGCGCAACCAGCUCCUCCUCCUCUGUCCUCCCUUCCACCACUCCAUCUCUAUCAACCAUCCCUACCACUAGCAUGCUUCUAACACCAACUACCAGCACCACCACUUCCAGCACAACCAGCUCCUCCUCCUCUGUCCUCCUUCCCACCACCACAUCUCCAUCCACCAUCCCUACCACUAGCAUGCUUCUAACCCCAACCACCAGCACCACCACUACCAGCGCAACCAGCUCCUCCUCCUCUGGUAAGGCUUCAUCUGCUUCCCUGCUUUGUUGUUUGCCAUGAUCAUCACUAGAAUUCUCAUGCAUUAAAUCACAAAAGAAGUAAAUACCAAGUCUUUCCCCUCCCCCUAAACUGCAGUGAAUUCAGGGUAGAACAGUGCUGCCAACUUAGCGACUAUGUUGGUA
Messenger RNA from Seriola aureovittata, 702 nucleotides. RefSeq lists its product as uncharacterized. The transcript is spliced from 4 exons. Bases 170 to 580 code for a protein of 136 amino acids. NCBI's taxonomy places the organism in Eukaryota, Metazoa, Chordata, Actinopteri, Carangiformes, Carangidae. The record is from RefSeq and is a predicted model, not a curated record.